Molecule: messenger RNA, 1242 nt
Organism: Hyaloscypha bicolor E
Lineage: Eukaryota; Fungi; Ascomycota; Leotiomycetes; Helotiales; Hyaloscyphaceae
Product: FAD dependent oxidoreductase
Exons: 3
Coding region: 1-1242 (413 amino acids)
Biological process (GO): retrograde transport, endosome to Golgi
Cellular component (GO): cytoplasm; late endosome
Molecular function (GO): oxidoreductase activity
Source: RefSeq, a predicted model, not a curated record
AUGGCCGAACCUCAAUCCCAGCAGCAAAGGAAUAUCGUGAUUGUUGGGGGCGGCAUCAUCGGCUGCACAACAGCCUACUUCCUGGCUCGACAUCCACUCUUCAACCCCUCGCUGCACAAAAUCACCAUCAUCGAAGCCCAAUCCAUCGCCUCGGGCGCCUCGGGGAAAGCAGGCGGUCUCCUCGCUCUCUGGGCAUACCCAGCAUGCAUCGUGCCCCUCUCCUUCAAGCUCCACGCCGAGCUGGCGAAAGAACAUAACGGCGCCGAACGAUGGGGAUACAGAACUUUACACGUGGGCUCGAUACGGGCAAAGGGAAAGGUAUAUGGUUCAGAUGUGAAGGGCGAAGAGAAGGGCGGAGGAGAAGAAUGGCAGAAGUUACCCAAGACGAAAAAUAGAGGGAAGACGUUGGCUAGUAUACCGAAGGAUCUGGAUUGGUUUGACCAAGAUUGCAUAAAAGGAUACUCGGAGAUGGGCACGCCGGAGACAACAGCACAAGUCCACCCGUACCUCUUCACGACCUCGAUUUUCCAACUCGCUGCCGAAGCGGGUGUGCAGAUUACCUACGGUUCCGUGACGGCGAUUGAUAGCUUCGAUAAUGGGGUGAAGGGAGUAACGUAUGAGGAGAAGGAGACGAGGCAUAUUAAGACGUUACCGGCGAGCGACGUGGUGCUUGCUGCGGGGCCGUGGACAAGCCAUGUCUUCCCCGAGGCGCCAAUUGAUGCGAUUCGAGCACACAGCGUGGUUAUAAAAGCAGAUGUCUCGCCUUGGGCUGUGUUUACGGAGAUCGAUCUGCCGAGGGAUUUUGGGAGGAAGGUGGAAGUGGGGGAGAAGAAGAGGAGGCAUGCGUUGAAUGUUAAUCCGGAGAUGUAUGCGAGGCCUGAUGGGACGGUCUAUGCUUGUGGAGAAGGCGACACCGACGUCCCCCUCCCCAAGACCUCCAACCUGGUAGUCUGCGACGACGACAGAUGCCAAGACAUAACCGACUACAUCUCCUCCAUCUCCACACCACUUCGCACCGGCGACGUGCUCAUAAAACAAGCUUGCUACCUUCCUCACGUAUCGAGUGGCGGUGGGCCACUGAUAGGGGAGACGGGAAUAAGGGGGCUAUGGAUGGCGAGUGGGCAUACGUGUUGGGGUAUUCAGAAUAGCUGUGCGACGGGCAAGCUAAUGAGCGAGUUUAUUUUUGAGGGGGAGGCGAAGAGCGCGAUAAUUGAGACGCUGGAUCCGAGGAGGUUUCUGUAG